GAAUUCGAUUAAGUAUGCUUGCCAACCAGUAGAGCGUACUUUAUCAUCACCCUGUGCGCCUAGCGGAACGACGAUACAGAUAAGGCUUCCCAGAUUUGAAGAUGCGAUGAAUCGCCUCCAGAGACCUGCUUCAUAUUUUAUGUUCUACGUUAUCCUAUGGGCCCUGUCCAUCCCGGUUGUGGUAACAGCAUUUGUUGAUUCCUGGUGGAGAAUACCUGCGGGGUUUUGGCUUCUCCACUUUAUGAUCGAUACGCUCACCGUCGCUGAGAUGGGCCUGCGAGCUUCCUCGAAGGGCACGAAAUUCUGGAUUUCCUGGUCAAGCGUGCCCGAAGCAGCGUUAUGCACAUACACUCUCAUUUCCUGGUCUUUCGUGAUUGUAUCGGACAGACGCGUACGAAAAAUAGUCGUCUGUAUCGGUGCCGUGGUAGUCCUCGUCCGCAGCGUCUUUGAGAGUUUAAGGAUAAUUCUCGUCGUGCUCAAUGUGACGAUUUUAGGCAAGCGAGUACAGGAUGGCAGCAUCUCUUCUCAGCCGGAUAGGGACGUCGACGACUUCGACAUCCGGAACGUCUUCCGACCCGUGCAUCAUGUGCAGAGUAUUGAUGAUGUGCUGACGACCUCGUUCAGACGCGCAGCGGUGGGAACCCUGCGUAUCGCCCAGUUGGUCCUCGCUAUCAUCGCUGUAAUCACGGCCUUUGACGAGGAAGUUGUGGUGAUGUACAUAACAAAUGUGAUCGUGGUGCUUGAGAUCAUAACCUGUUUCACGAGCCAUUUUCGAGGUCCUAUCUUCCUGAAGCUCGCCUUAGGCCUUGCAGAUCUCGCUAUAUGCCUACUGGGACCAGCAGUCUUGGGCUUGCGAAUCUCGGGGGACUGGCGUACGCGUGCCUGGCGCAUCGCCUCUAUCCUGGGCAUCGUCGACAGCUUCGUCGUUCUUGCUCGUAGCAUUGUACAGUUAAGCUAUUUUGCCUUCACGAUUGUGCAGUCUGCUCAGGUCGCGUUCACGGAGGGUGGCGGAGAUAUCCGUCUUACGGAGGAGCCUGAAGUCAACCUAUUGGAUGCUGAAUUCGGAUCGAAUGUUGCUGCCUAACAUGGUGUAUAGAUAGCAUGCGUAGCAUUAGGUGUUGUGACUUGUCGUUCCCGCUAGGCCCAGGUAUGGAUGUCAUUAUUAGGAAACAAAGUGUAAAUCCGUGGGA
Gloeophyllum trabeum ATCC 11539 is the source of this 1190-nucleotide messenger RNA. RefSeq lists its product as uncharacterized. The record is from RefSeq and is a predicted model, not a curated record. The transcript has 7 exons. Bases 107 to 1084 code for a protein of 325 amino acids. Lineage: Eukaryota; Fungi; Basidiomycota; Agaricomycetes; Gloeophyllales; Gloeophyllaceae.